AUGGAAAGUUUACGGAAUUUGUUGGAGGAGAUCGCGAAAAAGAACGAAUAUGGAAGACCCAAUAUAGCUAUCAACCCUGUAUCUACAGGAGGUGGUAACUUCUCAUCAGAAUUAUUUACGGUAAUUGUAUCUGAAUCUGACAAGGAAGACCUACAUUUGUUCGCUAAGAUUGCCAUCGCUGGUGAAAUGGUGCGUUCGCAAAUGCCAGUGGACAUAUUCAUGAUGGAGAGACUAUUUUACCUAGACCUUUUAAAAAAGUUCCAAGACAUAGAAACUGCACAUAAUGUACCAAAGGAAAAGAGAUUACCUGUGCCCAAAUACUACGGCAGCCACACGAAACUGUAUGAAGAAUCUAUAGUUCUAGAAAAUCUUGCAGAAAAAGGAUUCAUCACGUAUGACAGAUUUAAGUCAAUAGAUUGGGAGUACGCUGCGAAAGCCGUGGAGUCGUUAGCUAAAUUCCAUGCUUUGUCUAUGGCAUACCGCGAAAAGAACCGAAGAGAAUUCAGAGAAUUUGUAGAAAAGACGCAAUUUGAAAAGGAAAUGUUAAUAAAUAUGAUGAGCCAUAUGUUUGAACAACGUAAAAUUACUACAUUAGCUGUCACGACGGAGAAGCAUAAAAGUAAAUUGCAGAAAUAUUUAGACACUCAAAUAAAUGUAAAAGCCCUUCUUGACCUAUUUGUAUCGACUCAACGACCAGUUCUUAAUCAUGGAGAUUAUAGAACGAGCAAUUUAAUGCAUAGAUACAAUGAGGACGGUACCCUUGAAGUGAUGCCCGUAGAUUUUCAAACAAUGAUAUAUAUGUCUCCGCUAUACGAUCUCUUAUACUUCAUAUUCUUGGGAACCGAUGAGAAAUUCCGGCGACAGCAUUUUCAAGAUCUCACCGACUACUAUCACCAAGAAUUGAGCAACGCUCUGCGUUCUCUGAAACUAAAUCCUGAUGCCAUUUAUCCAAAGACUGCCUUCGAACUUGAACUGAAAGAGAUGUUACCUUACGGCCUAGUAAUUGCUAUCAAUGGUCUACCUAUAAUCACCGUUGAGACAGAAGAUGCUCCCACCAUGCAAGGCGACGACAAUACUUAUGAACAGUUUGGGAACACUAAAACUGGGUCCUUGUAUCCAGAGAGAAUGAACGGAGUCAUCAAUGAUUUCUUCAGAUGGGGCAUCAUUGAGUAA
This is a messenger RNA of Achroia grisella, 1173 nucleotides long. RefSeq lists its product as uncharacterized. The transcript has 3 exons. The record is from RefSeq and is a predicted model, not a curated record. Lineage: Eukaryota; Metazoa; Arthropoda; Insecta; Lepidoptera; Pyralidae. The coding region runs from base 1 to 1173 and encodes 390 amino acids.